GAGGUACACCAAGGCCCUGGGAAAGCCAGGCAGCCUCGGACGGCUGGCACGGCGUCACCCGGGGCGCAAAGUGGGCUUGGCCCCGCGAGGCAGGAGGAGGCACCUGCGGCUCGCUGUGCCUGGCUAGCCCUGCCCCUUUCUUCUCCCGGGCGCCCUUCCUUCCUUCCUUCCCUCCCUCCUCCCUCCUGUUGCUUCCAGUCGUGGGCUCCAGCGCGACUUCCUCUUCCUUCCCGGAGCUGCCCUUGGCCCUCCUGGACACGGGCCGGGCUCCCGGAUGCGGUGCUUGAGGGAGACACAGAAAGAGAGAGAGAGAGAGAGAGAAGAGAAAGCAGGCAGAGGGAAGGAGAGAGAGAGAGACAAAGGCUGGCUCUCCCUCCUCCUCCUUCUCCUCUCUUCCCUCUUCCUCCUCCUCCGCCGCCUGUUGCUGCUUCUCUCCCUUGGAGUAUGAGCCAGAGGAGGAGUCCAGCAGUGCUUUCACAAAGAAAUGUCAACUUCAACCAUGGACUCACAGUGUCUCGGUGAGAGAGGAAGCUUUUUUAAGUUAAUUGACACAAUCGCUUCAGAAAUCGGAGAACUGAAACAAGAAAUGGUACACACGGAUCUAGUGCUGGAAGAUGGGCCCACAAGUUUACAAAGCUUGGACAAAGCUAUGGGUAAUGUGUACUCAGAUCUUCAAAAAGAAUUGAAAAGCAUCACACGAGACUCUGGAUAUGACAGCCUUCCUAAUAAACUCAGCAUUCUGGAUAAACUUCUUCAUACACACCCUAUUUGGUUACAGCUUGGCUUAAAUGACUCCGAAGCAUCUGAAGUUCUACGUUCACAACCUCCUGGAACCUUCCUUGUUAGGAAAUCCACAAAAAUGCAGAAGAAAGUCUUGUCUCUACGACUCCCAAAUGACUCUGGAUUGUUCCUAAAGGAGUUUGCAAUAAAAGAAAGCACAUAUACCUUUUCCUUGGAAAGCUCUGGAAUAAGUUUUGCUGAUUUAUUCAGGCUCAUAGCUUUCUACUGUAUCAGCAGGGAUGUCUUGCCAUUCACCUUGAAGUUGCCUCAUGUGGUUGCAGCAGCAACAACGGAAGCUGAACUUGAAGAGGUGGCUCAGCUAGGACUAAAUUUUUGGAACUCUCCGGCUAACAAGAGACUGCAAAAUCCUUCACCCCUCCAGAAGCCUCUCCCUUCAGAAAGCAUUUCUAAAGGUUCCCAGCAACUCUGCCUCAUAAAUGGAGUUCAUUCUAUAAGAACCAGAACGCCUUCAGAGCUGGAGUGCAGCCAGACCAACGGAGCCUUGUGUUUUAUUAAUCCGCUCUUCUUGAAAGUGCAUAGCCAGGAUGUCGGUGGAAGUUUGAAAAGGCAGUGCCCAAGAACUCAAGACGUGAAUGGCCCAGAGAGGCCUCGUUCUCCCCCACCCAGGCCUCCCCCACCUUCUAUUCAUAGCCUCCUUGCAAGUCCUCAGCUGUCCAGGACUGUAAACCAGCCCAGUCUGCCAGAUACUGUUGACAGCAUCAGACAAGGGAACUUGGAUGUGCUGCAGAAGAGGCCAAUUCCUAUCCCACCGCCUCGCCUGAAGAAGAAGGCACUCUCUCUAGAGGCAGAGAGCAACGCAAAGAACUCGGCUGUAGCUGGGCUGAGCUGUAACUUAGUGCAUGGCUCAGAAGCAGCAAGCAUUCCAGGUGGAGCCCCGCCUCAGCAAAACUUAGCAGAGAGCAAAAAGAGCUUAGCUGCACACUCUGAGUCACAAGUGCAGUGGAAUGGAGGCAGGCAGAGACUAAGCGAUAUGAGCUUGUCCACAUCCUCCUCUGACUCUCUGGAUUUUGACAGGAGCAUGCCGCUCUUCCCGUACGAUGGGGACACGAACAGCAGCCUGGAAGAAUACGAGGGGGAAAGUGAUCAGGAGAGCAUGGCACCACCCUUGAAGCCCAAGAAGAAAAGGACCAGCUCCUUUGUGAUCCCAAAAAUUGUUAAGUCCCAGCUGCGGAAAGUGAGUGGGGUUUUUAGCUCCUUCAUGACCCCAGAGAAGAGGAUGGUCAAGAAAAUAGCCGAAAUGUCUCGAGACAAGCGCACCUACUUCGGUUGCCUGGUUCAGGACUAUGUGAGUUUCUUGCUGGAGAACAAGGAGUGCCACGUUUCCAGCACAGACAUGCUUCAGACUAUCCGGCAGUUCAUGACCCAAGUGAAGAGUUACUUGUCUCAGAGCUCUGAAUUAGAUCCUCCCAUUGAAUCCCUGAUUCCGGAAGACCAAAUAGAUGUGGUGUUAGAGAAAGCCAUGCAUAAAUGCAUCCUGAAGCCCCUGAAGGGCCAUGUUGAUGUGAUGCUGAAAGAGUUCCAUACUGCUGACGGCUCCUGGAAGCAGCUGAAAGAGAACCUCCAACUUGUCCGACAGAGAAAUCCUCAGGAGCUGGGGGUGUUUGUUCCAACACCGGACUUUGUAGAUGUUGAAAAGAUUAAGGUCAAGUUCAUGACCAUGCAGAAAAUGUACUCUCCUGAAAAGAAAGUUAUGCUACUGCUAAGAGUGUGCAAGCUGAUUUACACUGUUAUGGAGAACAAUUCAGGGAGAAUGUAUGGGGCUGAUGACUUCUUGCCAGUGCUGACUUACGUUGUGGCACAGUGUGACAUGCUGGAGUUGGACGCUGAAAUUGAAUACAUGAUGGAGCUGCUGGAUCCCUCUUUGUUGCAUGGAGAAGGAGGCUACUAUUUGACAAGUGCGUAUGGGGCACUUUCAUUAAUUAAGAAUUUCCAAGAAGAACAAGCGGCAAGGCUAUUGUGUUCGGAAGCUCGAAAUACUCUCAGGCAAUGGCAUAAGCGGAGAACAACAAACAGAACAAUCCCAUCUGUUGAUGAUUUCCAGAACUACCUACGAGUUGCUUUCCAGGAGGUAAACAGUGGUUGCACAGGAAAAACCUUGCUAGUGAAACCAUAUAUCACUACCGAAGACGUCUGCCAUCUUUGUGCUGAGAAGUUUAAAGUGGACAAUCCUGAUGACUACAGCCUAUUUCUCUUUAUUGAUGACACGUGGCAGCAACUGACAGAAGACACUUAUCCUCAGAAAAUCAAAGCUGAACUCCAUAGUAGGCCACAGCCUCAAGUCUUUCACUUUGUUUAUAAGCGCAUCGACAGUGACCCUUAUGGGGCCAUUUUCCAGAACAGUGACUACGAUUCAUAAGGUUGAGGAUUUGUAUUGUUGUGUUUUAAGUUUCUUGCAAACUUUUGUUUGCUUGUUGACUGGGUUGAUUUUGAACUUAAGUGGUUUGCAGGAUUGUAAACUAGGUGCCUAACAAGAACAGGACUCCUCACUGACUCUAACUGAGAUACGUAGAACAACCAGCCUGUUGUACAGUAUGUACAAUUCUGGUGCCGCAGUGUACAGCCACAGUAGCUGAACUUAAGGAGAAUCAUCUCAGAAAUGCCUUAGUAGAUCCAUAUUCAGAUCUGUACUUCAUAUCCUUAGUGCAAGCACUAUUUUCAUUGAAAUAUUCAGAUAGUCAGACUUUUUGUAAAGUAGCUGGCAAGCUGUCCUAUGUUACCAAUGUACAUAAUGCUAUGCUGUCCGAUGCAGGGCAUCAGUAAACUCUAUUAUGUGGAUGGUAACAGCCUUCUUUAAAAUAGUUUUUGUAUAUAUAUAUAUAUAUAUUUUACUGAAGGCAACAUGAUUUUAUAUAUUUCACAGAAAUUUUAUAGCAGUUGCAGGUAAACUGUCAUGGUUAGUUCUUAAGUAUUUUUCUAAGCUAUAAAUUGUUCUAUAAUUAUGCAUGUGAUUAACAUUUAAUAUACGAAAUGAAUCUCUUGCUGGUUUUAGAGUAUUACAUUGAACAUUUAUGUGAAUGUUUUUGCCUUUUUCUACCAAGAUUUAAAGAUUACUUUUAAUAUGAAGCCCCAUUUUUUUAAAGUUUGGGAUGAUUCUGUAAACAGUUUUAUUUUUAACAUUGGCUGUCCAAAGCUGCCUAUAAACCUGACAUAAAAAAAUGAAUUACUUAUAUACUGCAGUCUGAAAUACAGAAAGAUGAAUAAACAGAUUGGGGAAGUGAGAGGAUGUAGAUAGCCUGUUUGAAGGAUUAAAAGUGUAAGAGGGGAAUGUGUUCACAAGUCCCACUGUAACAUCAUAUUAGUUGCUCAUUAAUACUCAUUAACCAGCAUUGUUGCACAGAGCUGGGGACAAUGAAUGAUGAUUGCUGGGGAGGUUAGGGUCAUUGUUGUUUUUACCGCUGAUGGGUUAAUGUAUGUGUGUGGAAUGCUGAUUGUGUUCCACGUUGGAUAUUGGUCAGGGUAGAAAUGGGUGAGAGUCCCUCAAAUGGAGGAACUAAAGUGAUGUUGUCAAGACACCCCUAGUCUGCUGGUUCAGGCUGCUUUCCGAAUGGGGGUGAUGAGAUUAUGGAGGAAACCAUUUUAAUGUUUAACAUGUGGUAGUUGUGCAAAUAAUGAAUUGACAUCUGUUGUAUUAAAAACAACAGGAAUAUAAAUUGAUGCAUUUCAUGCUUUUAUACACACUGAAGUAAGCAAUCUCAAACACAUUUGAUUGUGGCUGAAAAGAUAAAUGUAGUUUCAAUAGUUACUGAGAUAAAAACAAUGUAUAAAUUCUUCUCUAUGUAAAGAUGCUAGAAAAUGGGCACUGUCUAUACAUGCAAUAGAAUGAUGUGGAAGUGAGGUGGUAGAACAGAAUAUACUCCUUCACUUUGCUCAUGUGAUGUGUGUGCUAGAUUUUUUGAAAGCUUGCAGACUAAAAAACGUAUCUGCAAGCAGAGGGAUUCAUCCAGCCCCUCUCCUUCCUUUGUUUUUCUGCCUUUUGUGCUGGGCUGUUUUUACAAAACAGAUUGCAGUGGGUUUUUGUUUAUUUGAUCACAUAGAGAAGUACAGUGCCCUCUUGCUAUUCAUUUUGAUUCAGCUCCAGGACCAUCCACAGAUAGCAACAAUGGAUAUCAAGCCUCACUAUAUAAAACAAUGUAGUAAAAUGAUGUUCCUCCUAUAGAAUGGCAAACUCAAACAAAUGCCGGAGAGAGCACGAGGCUCUGGGAAAUAGCGGAAAGAUACAGUAAGCUUUGCCUACGCAUCAGCAAUAGUGGUCAGUGCAUGGCAAACUCAAAAUUUGAGUUCUGGAUUCUCCCGCCCCAGAUAUUUUCAGUUAAUGGUUGAUUGAAUUUGUGGUUUCAUAACCCAGGGAUCUGGAGGGUUGACUGCAUUCAGAAACCCUUGCUUGCAGCGUAAACUGGUGUAAUCUGCUGACUUUCCUCAAAACCUUGUUCACUUGCGUGGGUAGAUUAGAUUUCAUAUUGCUAUCAUAUCCAUAGUAAUUAGGAGUAAAUCCUAUUUAAUUCACUAGAGUGACUUCUUAAUAAGCAUGUAUUGACUGGAGCUUUUAGAAAUGGAAAUACAGAACUAAAUGUGCUCCACUACAUACAACAGAAUAUUCACGAGCUUUUCAAAAUGUAUAGAAACAGAACAAAAAUACAGUCAACAUCCAAUGAUUUGAGAAGAAUGUCUUUUCUGUUUUAAAUACAAUAAUCUCUGUAAUUUUUGGAUGAAAUCUCCCAAAGGCCCUUGUUACAAACUUUAUAUGGGCCUAACCAGAGCCAUUCCUAGAACCCUAAGAGAAGAUGGACACAUGCAGGAUCUUGCCUUAGGGUGCAGAACUAUGUGUGUCCUCAGUAGCUCUCAAAUGAACAAGUUCAGUUGUUUAUUAUGAACAAUCAGCCUGGGGAACCAGAUAAUACUGCCUUUGUAGGCAACACCCAUCAAAUCAAAAUAUUUCAUUGUGUCUUGCAAACCAUGGAUGGUGGUAGUUUGCUUAUUGAGAUAACUUGCCCCUAUCCAGAAUGUUCAGUGAUAUUGCCUAAUAUGGAUAGUUUGGAUGUCUUUCAAACAAUGUCAUUCCUUUCCUCUGCUCAGUUUGUAAUUGUUUGUUGAUAUUCUGAAAUUACAAAAAUAAUACUGGUGCCUGCACCUGCAGGUGUGCUCUGUAUGUAACAACUUGUAGGAUUUGAUUUGCCACAUAUCUGCCACACUGGCGUGUGUUUGUAUUGUCCUUCAUUUUGUAAAUGAUAAAGCAGUAGUUUUGCACAUAAUACAUUGUAAUACUUAA
Messenger RNA from Anolis sagrei ordinatus, 6067 nucleotides. It is a transcript of the gene RIN2, whose product is annotated as Ras and Rab interactor 2. Gene Ontology annotation, biological process: signal transduction; vesicle-mediated transport. The record is from RefSeq and is a predicted model, not a curated record. Gene Ontology annotation, molecular function: guanyl-nucleotide exchange factor activity; small GTPase binding. Gene Ontology annotation, cellular component: endocytic vesicle; cytosol. Lineage: Eukaryota; Metazoa; Chordata; Lepidosauria; Squamata; Anolidae.